This is a messenger RNA of Brassica oleracea var. oleracea, 477 nucleotides long. RefSeq lists its product as uncharacterized. The coding region runs from base 1 to 477 and encodes 158 amino acids. The transcript has a single exon. NCBI's taxonomy places the organism in Eukaryota, Viridiplantae, Streptophyta, Magnoliopsida, Brassicales, Brassicaceae. The record is from RefSeq and is a predicted model, not a curated record.
AUGUACAACAACAUAGUGGAGUAUCAACCUACAUUGCCGAGGAGACGAGUAUACAUAGAAAGAAACCACGAGGAAGGGCACAACAGUUUAUGGAAAGACUAUUUCAGUGCGGAGCCGACAUAUCCACCUCACUAUUUUAGGCGUCGCUUCCGAAUGAACCAUACAUUAUUCACGGGGAUUGUUAAUCGCCUCUCCAAUGAAGUUCCUUAUUUUCAACAUAGAAGAGAUGCAGUAGGACGGUACAUGAUAUCUCCACUACAAAAAUGUACUGCAGCAAUUCGUAUGUUGGCUUAUGGCUGUGCGGGUGACAUGGUUGACGAAUAUCUCCGCAUGGGUGAGACCACUGCCUUAUUGUGUUUGAAAAAUUUACUCAAGGAAUCAUACAUUUAUAUGGAGAGGAGUAUCUACGAAGACCCACACCAGAGGAUCUUCAACGACUACUUGAUAUCAGAGAGGUACGUGGUUUUCCUGGGAUGA